CCUUAUGUGGUCAUAGACGAUUUCAAUGCUACUCUGCAAGAGAGUGAAAAAGAUGGGGGACGGGCGUGGAAUGCUGCGCAAGCCUUUAGUCUCCGUGAAUUUGUUCAUGAUUUGGGUCUCCAUGACCCUGGUUACCAAGGUGAUCAAUUUACGUGGACAAAUAAGCGCAUGGGCGAUGCAUGCAUUCGUGCACGUCUGGAUAGAACACUGUGCUCUCAAUCCUGGAUUGAUACUUACCCGGAGACACUGGUCAAACACUUCACGGAUCAGGGAUCAGACCAUCGUGCCCUUCUCCUUGCUGAUAAGCCUUAUGUUCGUACUAGUCGACCUCUAUUCCGUUUUGAUGCCCGUUGGGCGGAUAAUCUGGAGGUAAGGGCCAUGGUCAACUAUGUCUGGCAGGAGGAGAUCCAAGGCACCCCUAUGUUUCGGCUAUGGGAGCGCCUAAAGAAGCUCCUUCAUCUACUCUAUGAUUGGAGCAGGGCGGGCACAACUAAUUCCCUGCGCAAUAUCAAGACGCUUCAAGCCAAGAUUGAUAGGAUAAAGUCGAUCCAUCCGGUGGAUUGGGAUGAGAUCAGGGCCCUGGAAACGGAGCUCUCUCACCAGUGGGAAGCGGAGGAGGUUUUGUGGCAGCAAAAAUCCAGGGUUAAAUGGUUAAAAAAAGGAGAUCAAAAUUCUGCCUACUUCUAUAUGGUCACCAGGGCUCGGCGGAAGAGGAAUUUCGUUUCCGGGCUUCGAAAUGAGGAAGGGGAAUGGGUCACUGAGGAAACUGGGAAGGCUUCUAUUACCACCAAUUUUUACCAGACCUUGUUUACCUCAGAAACUCAGGUUCCUAAUAUGGCUGAGAGGGUGGCGAGUCUGCCGAUUGCCCAUAGUGUUACUCUGCAAAUGAAUGCGCAAUUGACGGUGGAGGUUUUGCAGAGUGAGGUUCGGAGUACGGUCUUUGCCAUGGGAUCGAAACAGGCCUCAGGAUCGGAUGGCUUCACACGGAAGUUCUUUAAAUCUUUUUGGGAUAUUGUUGGCACUUCGGUGGUUGAAGCAGUAAUAUCCUUCUUUACUUCGAGUCGGAUGCUGCGGAGUUUUAAUCAUACCUGGCUCACUUUGAUCCUUAAAGUGGACUCGGUGGAAACAAUUAGACAAUUGCGUCUGAUUAGUCUCUGUCAGUUUGUUUACAAAUUGAUUACCAAAAUCAUGGCUGAGCGGCUGGCUAGCAUGCUCCCUCAGAUCGUUUUGGAAGGCCAAAAUGGCUUUAUCGGAGACCGGCAGAUUAUUGAUAAUAUCCUUAUAGGACAUGAACUAAUGCAUUAUCGAAAAUAAAAAGGCAAGGGAAGAAGGGGUACAUGGCUCUGAAGGUUGACAUGUAAAAGGCCUGUGAUAGAGUCGAAUGGCCCUUCCUUCUUGCAAUUUUGGAUAAGAUGGGUUUUAAUUCAGUCUGACAAGGAUGGAUACACGAAUGUCUCCGAUCCUCCUCUUUCUCGGUUCUAAUGAAUGGUACACCCUCUGGUUAUUUCACUGCCUCUAGGGCCUUCGCCAGGGGGAUCCGCUUUCUCAUCUCUUGUUUGUACUCUGCACGGAGGGGUUUGCAGCCCUCCUUCGAAAGGCGAUUACGGAGAAAAAAUUAGAGGGGGUGAAAGUAGCUCCUCAUGCUCCAAGAGUCUCGCAUCUAUUCUUCGCGGAUGAUUCUUAUUUAUUUUUGCGAGGUUCUCUGCAGGAGUCCGAGAAUUUGAUUGAGGUGUUGAAUGAAUAUGAGUAAUUGAG
Linum trigynum is the source of this 1755-nucleotide messenger RNA. The record is from the annotation of a GenBank genome assembly. Lineage: Eukaryota; Viridiplantae; Streptophyta; Magnoliopsida; Malpighiales; Linaceae.